CGCCGGCCGCACCACCCUCCUCCAAACACAACACACCCACGAACCGCAACCCGCACCGUUCCCUUUCCCCACCUCGAUCUCGCGCGCUAGGGUUUCGUCUCGCCGCCGCCGCCGCCGCCGCCGCCGCUCUCGCCCUCCUCCGCGAAGAUGCCGAAGAACAAGGGUAAGGGAGGCAAGAACCGGAAGAGGGGAAAGAACGAGGCCGACGACGACAAGCGCGAGCUCGUCUUCAAGGAAGACGGGCAGGAGUACGCGCAGGUGACCCGGAUGCUCGGCAACGGGCGGUGCGAGGCCAUCUGCGUCGAUGGCACGCGCCGCCUCUGCCACAUCCGGGGCAAGAUGCACAAGAAGGUCUGGAUCGCGGCCGGGGACAUCGUCCUCGUCGGCCUCCGCGACUACCAGGACGACAAGGCUGACGUCAUCCUCAAGUACAUGAACGACGAGGCGCGUCUGCUCAAGGCCUACGGGGAGCUCCCCGAGACGCUCAGGCUCAACGAGGGCGUCGACGUCGAUGGGCCCGAGGACGGCGAGGAGGGCAGCGACUACAUCCAGUUCGAGGACGAGGACAUCGACAAGAUCUAAGAAAUCUUUUUCUCCUUGCGGGGCUACUCUAUUAUUGUGUGACUUUGUGUUCUAGUAUGUGGUGGUAUGGUUUAGGCUGGGCUGGCUGUUGUGGAUUAGCUAUCCUGCCUGCGUGGAUCACAAUCCUGCCUGAGUGAUCUUGUAAUAGGAUCGAGGUGGUUAAAUAAUCGCGGAUAAUUUCGUUUUUAAUCUGGUACAUGCUGUUACAGGAUGUUCUAUACUAAGUUGUUAUUGUUCUGGAUUGUGUUCUAUUAUAUUGAUUGAUUUGCCAAGUA
Molecule: messenger RNA, 857 nt
Organism: Sorghum bicolor (sorghum)
Lineage: Eukaryota; Viridiplantae; Streptophyta; Magnoliopsida; Poales; Poaceae
Product: eukaryotic translation initiation factor 1A
Exons: 1
Coding region: 148-582 (144 amino acids)
Biological process (GO): translational initiation
Cellular component (GO): cytoplasm
Molecular function (GO): RNA binding; translation initiation factor activity
Source: RefSeq, a predicted model, not a curated record